AUGAAAUAUAGCACCUACAAAAAAGAAUUGACUAAAACAGGUGGUGAAGCAAGACCUGCAACUCCUAAUGAUGGAGUAAUAGAAAUCAAAGAUUUGUUCAAUCCUGCAGAGGUAUUGAGGGAUCAUAAUAUACAUGAUUCAGAUUGGAUUAACCAUGAUGACUAUAUAAACAACAUGAUAAGCCAUAGCAAAAUUUUGAAAGAGGAAGCACAAAGAGACGUUUAG
Messenger RNA from Parnassius mnemosyne (clouded apollo), 225 nucleotides. NCBI's taxonomy places the organism in Eukaryota, Metazoa, Arthropoda, Insecta, Lepidoptera, Papilionidae. The record is from the annotation of a GenBank genome assembly.